Messenger RNA from Phragmites australis (common reed), 1439 nucleotides. Its product is annotated as tRNA (guanine(9)-N1)-methyltransferase. Gene Ontology annotation, biological process: tRNA N1-guanine methylation. Lineage: Eukaryota; Viridiplantae; Streptophyta; Magnoliopsida; Poales; Poaceae. Gene Ontology annotation, cellular component: nucleus. Gene Ontology annotation, molecular function: tRNA binding. The transcript is spliced from 3 exons. The record is from RefSeq and is a predicted model, not a curated record. The coding region runs from base 83 to 1240 and encodes 385 amino acids.
UCGGUCAAGUCCCUCGUCGAAGUAAAAAAACCAAAACCCUCUCCGAACCCAGCGACUGCUCCGGCGGCGGCGGCGCGUUGAGAUGGCUGACGACGCGGAGAGCGAGCGAACCGCGGUCGCAGCGGAAGACGGGGGACAGCUACCGGCGUUAUCGAAGAGCGCGAGGAAGAAGCAGCUGAAGCAGGAGCGGCAGGCGGAGCGGAAGGCGGCCCGGAAGGCAGCGGAGAAGGAGCGCCGGCGCGCUGACGUGGAGCGGAGGAGGCGCGAGUGGGGGGAGGCGCUGGCCACCGCGCCAUCGGAUGAGGCGCGAGUGGAGAUGAUAGCGGCGCGGCGGGAGACGCGGCGCGAGCGGGUGGGGCGGCGCGCGGAGGAGCGCGGGGCGCGCGCCGAGCGGCUCCGGCGCGCGGCUGACGGCGCGGGCCAGAAGGUGGUGCUCGACCUCGAGUUCGCCGAUCUCAUGCGGCCCAACGAGAUCCAUAGCCUUACGCAGCAGAUUAUGUACUGCUAUGCAGUGAAUGGGAGAUCUGCAAACCCAGCUCACCUGCGGUUGACAGGUUGCAAUGGAGAAAUGGCGACCCAUCUUCAGAGAAUUCCUGGGUAUGAUAAGUGGAUCAUUGAAAAAGAGGCCAAGCCUUAUCUUGAAGCAUUUGAAGAUCGUAAAGAAAACCUUGUGUAUCUUACAGCGGAUGCUGAGAAUAUGCUUGAUGACCUGGACAUGUCAAAAAUAUACAUCAUUGGUGGCCUGGUGGAUCGAAACCGAUGGAAAGGCAUAACACUGAAAAAGGCAGUUGAGCAGGGCAUUCAAUCAGCGAAGCUUCCUAUCGGAAACUAUUUAAAGAUGUCAAGUUCUCAGGUUCUUACAGUUAACCAAGUGUUUGAAAUAAUGCUAAAGUUUGUGGAAACAAGGGACUGGAAAACUGCAUUCUUCCAUGUGAUCCCACAGAGGAAGCGAGGAGAAGCUGAAGCUGGAGAUGAUGGAGUGAAAGUAUGCUUGGGUGAUGAUGAUGAUGGCGCGGCGGAAGGGGCUGCAAAUGGAGAUCUUUCUGAGGAAGACCUCAACAAGGGUGACCUCAACAAGGGUUUUGAUGAGGAGGUGAGUGAUGAUGAGGAUGAAGAACUCGAUGUCUCUAAGAAGAGGCAGUGCGUUAGACCUGAAAACGGAGAAGCUGGGGAUCUCUCCUCCGGUGCUGUAGCAGAGGCGACGCCUGCCGGGGACGCUAACCCCCAGGCUGAGCAGUGAGCAGUGCAAAGGCAACAGUGGCGAGGACCGAAGAAUAUUGAACCCUACGUUUGCCACUGUUUUUCAGAACAGCCUUGUUCAUUUGGAUUUAUGGGGGGCCUUCCUGACAUCGAUGUAUUUUACUACUGUAUUCCUGUUGUGUUUUUGGACCAAACCAUUAUUUAAUCAUCAUUAUUACAACGGGCCCAACGCCUUGCAA